Molecule: messenger RNA, 1284 nt
Organism: Glarea lozoyensis ATCC 20868
Lineage: Eukaryota; Fungi; Ascomycota; Leotiomycetes; Helotiales; Helotiaceae
Product: Protein kinase-like (PK-like)
Exons: 2
Coding region: 1-1284 (427 amino acids)
Biological process (GO): spliceosomal complex assembly; regulation of mRNA processing; protein phosphorylation
Molecular function (GO): ATP binding; protein kinase activity
Source: RefSeq, a predicted model, not a curated record
AUGGCGGCAGCUGCUAAGCGUCAGUUUCGGCCAUCUGCGCUUGAUAAUGUCGAAGAUAUCGAGAAUUAUCGUCCUGGGGGUUUUCAUCCUAUUCAUAUAGGAGAUGAGCUUCAAGAUCGAUACAAGAUUGUCCACAAGCUAGGGUACGGAGGUUUCUCUACCGUCUGGUUAGCCAGGGACAAAGUUGAUGAACAAUACGUUGCGUUGAAGAUUUUAGCAGCAAGCAGCCAGCAAGAAUCUAAGGAACUUGGAGUUCUCCAGAAACUAGUGGAGCCAUCGACUGACCAUCCCGGACAAAACAGCGUCCUCUCUCUUCUCAAUAACUUCGUGAUUGAGGGGCCUAAUGGUCGACAUCUCUGUCUCGUCGUACAGGUUGCUGGCCCAAGCAUCGCUGCCUUAAAUUACUCGCCUGGAGCCGUCGCUGGAAGUCGUCGAUUGAGACCAGAGCUUGCUGUUAAGGUCGCCAAUCAGACAGUCCAGGCUUUAGACUUUGUUCAUUCUCAAGGCUUCUGCCACGGAGAUGUCACUGCUUCGAACAUUUUGAUUCGACUCGAUAAGUCCAUUGACACCUGGUCACAAGAAGACGUGUAUGAGCGAUUGGGCCUACCAAUAAAAGACGAGAUUGGCACUAUUUCUGGAUCAGCUCCAGGAGCGUCAGCUCCUAAAUAUAUCGUGGAACCCUGCUCUCUUCUCAAUCCACAGCUGCUAUCCGAGGACAUCCUGCUUGCUGAUUUUGGUUGUGCGUUUCCUUCGAAUAACCCACCAUCCAAUCCAGAUGAAAUAGGCCUCACAAUGUCCUAUUCUGCGCCUGAGGUCAUUUUUGACUCUAAAAUGAGUGUCUAUUCUGAUAUUUGGGCCCUCGGUUGUGUCCUUUUCGAAAUCAGAAGCGGCGCUCAACUUUUUGGAGACUGGAUAGGGACGAAAGAUGAUAUACUGCGGCAAAUGAUACAAGCAUUUGGGAAAUUACCAGAGCCGUGGUGGAGCUUGUGGGAUCAGCGCGGCGCCUUUUUUGACGAUAAUGGAGAGCCUAGGACGACUUGGGAUGAUGGAAUUGCUAGAGCAACCAAAUUCGAACUGAAUGAUAUGAUAGCUGAAAUUGGUGCUGAGGAUGAAGAGGAAGAUGACCCAGAAAGGCCAUGUGCUGUGAUGCUGGAACCUAAUGGGGUUACAGUGCCAGAAGAAGAGGCUUCACAGAUGAAAGACCUAUUGGAAAAGAUACUAAAAUGGAUACCAGAAGAGCGCAUUUCCAUCAAGGAAAUUGCAAAGCACUCCUGGCUCUCGUAG